AACCCAAAAAAAUCGUAUCAAGUCGCAGAAACAGAUUAUAAAAAGAAGGAAGCUCAGUCCUCAGGUACGAAGACUACCAACGCAUACAUCACACACCUCAUAGUCGGAUCAUCCUCUUAUACAGUUACCUCCGCCACCCUCCGUUACACCGCCGCACCACCCACCGGCAACAGGAACUGAAACACCGUAUAUGAUCUGUUCUCUUUUUUUGGCGCGUUCGCGCGGGAACUUACUUUUCAUAUGGCUUCUGAUCGGGCUCUGUAACUUAAAAGCGGCUUUCAGAGUUUCACAUUUCACGAGGAAUCUCUAGCUCCUUUCCCAUUUCACGAUUGUACCACCCCCCAUUCUUCACGCCUUCACUCACCCCGACCUCGCAAAAGAAUUCAGUUGUAAGCUUUAUUAUCAAUCCAAUGAAAAGAGAAGGCAGAAAGAUGGAUAACUAAUUAUUAGUCAAUUUGUAUAUCGAUGUCUCCUUCAUCCAAAUACUUUCCCCUUCGGUGGGAAAGCACUGGUGAUCAGUGGUGGUUUGCAUCCCCUAUUGAUUGGGCAAUUGCCAAUGGACACUUUGACUUGGUCAGGGAGCUUCUUAGGCUGGAUGGUAACCACCUCAUCAAGCUUACCUCGCUGAGAAGAAUCCGCCGCCUUGAGACUGUAUGGGAUGAUGAGGCACAGUUUGAUGAUGUGGCCAAGCGCCGCUCUCAAGUUGCACGAAGGUUACUCAUCGAGUGUGAGAAUGAGAAAGGAAAAGAUUCUUUUAUAGGAGGGGGGUGUGGUGGGUGGCUGUUGUACACUGCUGCUUCUGCUGGAGACCUGAGUUUUGUCCAAGAAUUGGUCCAAAGGGACCCGUUGCUUGUCUUUGGUGAAGGAGAGUAUGGUGUCACUGACAUACUAUAUGCUGCUGCAAGGAGUAAGAAUUCUCAUGUCUUUGGACUUCUUUAUGACUAUGCUCUCUCCCCAAGGUUUUCAGCAGAGCUGGAAGGACAUGUUUGUGACGUUCCAUCAGCUUACAAAUGGGAGAUAACGAAUAGAGCCGUUCACGCGGCUGCCAGAGGAGGUAAUCUUGGGUUUCUUAAGGAGAUCCUGUCUGAUUCUUGCCAUCCUGUGUUGGCUUACAGAGAUGCACAGGGUGCCAGCAUCUUACAUGCAGCUGCAGCUCGGGGACAGGUUGAGGUAGUGAAAGACCUUAUAAGAAGUUAUAGUGAUAUAAUUAUCAGCUCCACAGACAAUCAUGGAAACACUGCAUUACAUAUCGCUGCAGCUAGGGGACAAUUAGCUAUUGUUGAAGCUCUCACAGUUGCUUCGCCCUCGCUUAUUUAUUCAACAAACAAUGCAGGAGAGACAUUUCUUCAUGCUGCAGUUACUGGUUUCCAAACACCUUGCUUUCGUAGAUUGGACCGUCAGAUUGAGCUAAUGAUGAGUUUAGUGGGUGGAAGGGUGUUCAAUGUGGAAGAAAUUGUGAACGCGAGAAACAACGAGGGUAGGACGGCUCUCCAUCUGGCCAUCAUCAGUAAUAUCCAUUACGAGCUUGUGGAGCUGCUUAUGAGUGUUAGGUAUAUGGAUGUGAACACGCGGGACAAGGAUGGAAUGACACCACUGGAUAUACUGAAGCAGCGCCCUCGAUCUGAGUCAUCGGAGAGAAUCACCAGGAAGUUGAUUUCUGCUGGAGGGAUCUUCAAUGAAGCAGCAAGAAAAGUGGUUGCUUCCCACAUUAGGAUGCAAAGCAUGGUGGGAGGCAGUCCCGGUACUUCUUUCAGAAUCUCUGACCCUGAAAUAUUGAUGUUUACAAGCGGCAAUAAAGGGUGUUUGAACACCUUUUCUGCUCCUGCUGCUAUUCAAGAAGAGAAGCUUGUGGUCUAUGCAGGAAAUAAACCUGCUAUGAAUGCACCAGCAAAGCAAGCUACUACACAACGGUUGAAACGUCUAUUCUUGCAGUGGCCAAAGAUCAAGAAACGCGAUGGUCGUAGUAAGCUUUCUGUUAAGAAGAACAGUAGAGGAGGAGGAGGAGGAGGGCAAAGAUGUAGUUUUGAUGGUGGCACUAUUACAACGCCAAUCCCAUUGCGCCAGAGAUUUUCCAAGAAGACACCAUCUGAUCUUUGUGUUAGGAACUACCACCACAUCCUGCCAGGCAGCCCUACUAUUACAUUAGCAGCAGCGGCAGCAAAGAAGAGGUUUGCUGUUGCUGCUGCUUCAUCUUCGUCAGGGAUGAUUGCGAAAGAUGCUGUUAAAAGAAGCAUCCCUCUGCGGCGCUCAUCUCGUUCUUCAUUUUCAAUGUCAUCGUUUCUCGAGUUUCCAGACAAACAAAAAGAUGGUGCAGCUGGGCCUUCUUGCUGCUCAGCUAAUAAUGAAGUUGGUGGAGAUCCACAUUGGAUUGGGAAACAGGCCAGUGUAGUGAGAAACAGAAGGUCAUUGUCGUCGUCAUCGGUGAUGAACCAGUACUUUUGCUUGGGUGCUGUUCCAGCAGGACAAUCUGUGAAGGACCCCCCUGCUGCUGCUAGGCUGCUGCUGAACCCAUUUGAAAGUUAUCAACGUUCUGUUCUAUCCACUGCUUGAUGAUGGCACUGUAGUGUGUGUUGGUGUGUGGAUGUGUGUUUUGCUGUUGUCACUGAUUUGAUACGAAUUAUAGUGUGGGGUUUUCUGCAAUGUUCUUCAGAUUAAAGUUAAUAUAUGUUGGAUUAUGCAUGGUCUUUAUAUGAAUCUCUUGAAUAUAAUAUAUGUGUGUGUGAGUGUGUGUAUUGAUGUGUCACACAUACAUAUAAAGUUUGGUUCAAAUGAGAAUGUAAUCUAAUAAAAGAAUUGAGAGUAAAUCAUAAUCAUUGGAUUAAUUUUAUAAGAAAGAUUACGAAU
Messenger RNA from Cuscuta europaea, 2844 nucleotides. The record is from the annotation of a GenBank genome assembly. NCBI's taxonomy places the organism in Eukaryota, Viridiplantae, Streptophyta, Magnoliopsida, Solanales, Convolvulaceae.